Molecule: messenger RNA, 4180 nt
Organism: Myripristis murdjan (pinecone soldierfish)
Lineage: Eukaryota; Metazoa; Chordata; Actinopteri; Holocentriformes; Holocentridae
Product: histone deacetylase 4-like
Exons: 27
Coding region: 451-3747 (1098 amino acids)
Biological process (GO): negative regulation of transcription by RNA polymerase II
Molecular function (GO): histone deacetylase activity
Source: RefSeq, a predicted model, not a curated record
UGUCAGGAGAUGAAUUUUUCGCCCUGUCCUGAGAAAACCCUGGCUAAAAUGGGAGAGAAAUAAAAACUGUGGACAUAUGUGGGAACAACUGGCCGGCUCUUGGCCCCGUCUAGGUUGGUACCAGUGCUAGACAGAGAGGUGGCAGCCUGAUUGGAUUACCUAAGUCAAAGGCGCAUGGGGAUUGGCUGCUGGUCUGUUUCGUGUUUCCAACUUCGAGGGAUUCUCGCGACAGGACCUGCUUGAACUGUGUGUUGGAGCGGUCUAAACACACACACAUUCACAGAGAUCCACACAUUUCAGCAGGAAAAUACUGCACUGAACACUGUAAAUCAAACACGCACGUGCACACACACACAGCACACACAAACACAUCUGUCCUGCAGUACACACCAAGCCCUCUGUACCACCGAGCUGUCCAGUGUGGACAGCAACAGGACCAGCGUGUCGACGAUGACAUCACACAGCCACCAAGAGGGGAUCCUGGGCAAGGAGCAGCCACUGGAGGUUCUCAAGACAUCGGCGCUCAACCACAUCCCAACAGUGGACAUUAACUCAGCCCUGCCCCUGCGUCUCCCUCCGGCUGCCAUCCCCAUGGAUCUGCGUGUGGACCAUCACCACCAGCAGCAGCAGCAGCAGCAGCUGUCCUCGCUCUCCCCACCCGGCCAGCAGACGUCGGGACCAGGGUCCCUGGGAGGAUCAGGACAGGCUGGUGGGGCUGUGGUGCCAGGCUCGGCCCGUGAACAGCAGCUUCAGCAAGAGCUGCUGGCCCUGAAGCAGAAGCAGCAAAUCCAGAGGCAGAUCCUCAUCGCUGAGUUCCAGCGCCAGCAUGAGCAGCUGUCCCGCCAGCACGAGGCCCAGCUCCAGGAACACAUCAAGCAGCAACAGGAGCUGCUUGCAUUGAAGCACCAGCAGGAGCUGCUGGAGCACCAGAGGAAGAUGGAGAACCACCGUCUGGAGCAGGAGCUGGAGAAGCAGCAGAGGGAGCAGAAACUCCAGCUGCUCAAGAACAAGGAGAGGGGGCAAGAGAGUGCUGUGGCCAGUACGGAGGUCAAGAUGCGUCUGCAGGAGUUUGUCCUGAACAAGAAAAAGGCCCUGGCCCAGCGGAGCCUCAACCAAGGAGGCGUCCCCAACGACGCUCCCUACUGGUACCGGAAAACCCAGCACAGCUCCCUGGACCAGAGCUCCCCUCCACAAACCGGUGUGUCCACUUACAACCAUCCUGUGCUGGGCAUGUACAACCCCCGGGAUGACUUCCCACUCCGAAAGACUGCCUCGGAGCCCAACCUGAAGCUGCGUUCCAGGCUGAAGCAGAAAGUAAGCGAGAGGAGGAGCAGUCCGCUGCUGCGGCGUCGCGACAGCCCCAUCGCUACUGCCAAGAAACGCUCACUAGACAUGGCAGACUCUGCGUGUAGCAGUGCCCCUGGCUCAGGCCCCAGCUCCCCCAACAACAGCUCCAACAACAUCCCCAAUGAAAACGGCAUCACUGUGGCAGUCUCCAACAGCACGGAGGCAUCUCUGGCCCAGAGGCUGUGCAGCGGUGCUGAGCGGGGCUCUGUUAACCAGCUGUCCCUCUACACCUCGCCCUCCUUACCCAACAUCACCCUGGGGCUGCCCGCCACUGCCACUGCCACCGCUGCUUCCAAUGUGACCUCGGCCCAGCAGGAGGGCAGCCUGCAGCCAGCCCUCUCCCUCAGCCCACCCUUCCUGUCCGGCGGCCACCUGCCCCCCUACCUGGCUGAGGCAGGAGCGGGCACGGGUGGGCACAGUCCACUACUGCAGCACAUGGUGCUGAUGGAGCAGAGCCCAGCACAGAGUCCGCUGGUCACAGGCGUAAGCGGCCUGUCCAUGCCGUCUGCGGCCUCCAUGGCCAAGCUGCAGCGGCAGCACCGACCCCUGGGACGGACCCAGUCGGCACCCCUGCCCCAGGGCAGUGCGGCCCAGGCCCACGCCCAGGCCCUGGCCCUGCAGCAGCUGGUGGUCCAGCAGCAGCACCAGCAGUUUCUGGAGAAGCACAAGCAGCAGUUCCAGCAGCAGCAGCUCCACCUCAACAAGAUGAUGACCAAGCCCAGUGAGCAGUCGGUGGGCCGGCAGCACCAGAGCCACCCCGAGGAGACGGAGGAGGAGCUGAGGGAGCAUCAGGAUGGGGCCGCCCUGCCACCGGGGGUCACCAUCAAGCAGGAGCCGCCCGACCCACAGGAGCUCCAGGAGGAGGCGCUGCAACACCGGGAGAGGGAGCGGGAGAGGCAGGCAGAGCAAGAGCUGCUCUUCAGACAGCAGGCCCUGUUGUUGGAGCAGCAGAGGAUCCACCAGCUGAGGAACUACCAGGCCUCCAUGGAAGCUGCUGGCCUGCAAAUCUCCUUCCCGGGGCACCGCCCCCUCUCUAGGGCCCAGUCGUCUCCGGCCUCAGCUCCCUCCUUUCCUAUCAAUGUACCGCAACCCGAGCCGCCCGCCAAACCUCGCUUCACGACAGGCCUGGUGUAUGACUCUCUGAUGCAGAAGCAUCAGUGUAUGUGUGGAAAUACCAACAGCCACCCGGAGCACGCCGGGCGGAUUCAGAGCAUUUGGUCCCGGCUGCAGGAGACGGGGCUCAGGGCGCAGUGCGAGUGUAUCCGUGGGAGGAAGGCCACUCUGGAAGAGCUGCAGACAGUCCACUCUGAAGCCCACGUCCUACUGUAUGGAACCAACCCUCUCCGACAGAAACUUGACUGUUCAAUCACUCCCAUGUUCGUAAGGCUCCCGUGUGGAGGGGUCGGGGUGGAUAGCGACACCAUUUGGAACGAGGUGCACUCCUCCAGCGCAGCACGUCUGGCUGUCGGCUCUGUAGUGGAGCUUGUCUUCAAAGUCGCCACCGGAGAGCUGAAGAAUGGUUUUGCUGUGGUCCGCCCUCCUGGACACCACGCAGAGGAAAGCACUCCCAUGGGCUUCUGCUAUUUCAACUCGGUAGCCAUCGCAGCCAAACUGCUCCAGCAGAGACUCAACGUCAACAAGAUCCUCAUUGUGGACUGGGAUGUUCACCAUGGCAACGGCACCCAACAAGCAUUCUACGAUGACCCUAAUGUCUUGUACCUGUCUAUCCAUCGCUAUGACGACGGCAACUUCUUCCCUGGUAGUGGGGCGCCUGAUGAGGUGGGCAGCGGGCCCGGAGUGGGCUUCAACGUCAACGUAGCCUUCACUGGUGGUCUGGACCCACCCAUGGGAGAUGUGGAGUACCUGGCGGCCUUUAGGUCGGUGGUGAUGCCCAUAGCCAAUGAGUUUGCUCCAGAUAUCGUGCUGGUCUCCUCAGGCUUUGACGCUGUGGAGGGCCACCCUCCCCCACUGGGCGGCUACACCCUGACCUCCAAAUGUUUUGGCUAUCUGACCCGGCAGCUGAUGACCCUGGCCGGGGGUAGGGUGGUCCUGGCUCUUGAGGGGGGUCAUGACCUCACCGCCAUCUGUGACGCCUCCGAGGCCUGCCUGGCAGCCCUGCUGGGCCAGGAGCUUGAUCCACUGCCAAAGUCCGUUCUGGAGCAGAGGCCCAACCCCAACGCUGUUCGCUCUCUGGAGAAAGUUAUCGAGACUCAUAGUAAGUACUGGCGCUCGGUGCAUCGCUCGUCCCCCCGGCUCGGUCUCUCCCUGCUGGAAGCCAAGAGAGGAGACUCCGAGGAGGCCGAGGCCGUCAGCGCCAUGGCCUCGCUCUCUGUGGCCAACACCAAUACCAUGGAUCACAGGCCAGAGGAGGAACCGAUGGAAGAGGAGGAACCACUGUAACGGAGGGAACCAUCAGGGUGUCGCGCUGUCACCGUUGACCUCUCCGGAGAACGAACGCCUCUUUGUGCUGCGAAGAGCCUCGACUGAUCCCUUCAUUUAGUCCCCCUAACCCCACUCACCACGUCAGUCACCUUGAUUGGCGGCCCCUCAGCCACUGAGGGAGAGGGGGUGGGCUCAGCCUCGGAGUAGGGAGCCAAUCAGGAGACAGAGGACUGAAUUGGAACAAAAAAUAAACAAAACAAAACAAAAGCUCAGCGUUGCUUCGCAGCACUCGCUCAGAGACACACAUUUUCUGCCAGUCUUCACACCCCCACGUUAGCCCACGCGGGCUAGCAAAGCGACCGCGUCUGAAGGCAGUAGGCGAGUGGAUUUGGGGCGGUGGUGCAAACGGGCCUUGUCGCAGAAGGGUGUAACACGCUCCUGCGCAGAAAAA